Messenger RNA from Adineta steineri, 844 nucleotides. Lineage: Eukaryota; Metazoa; Rotifera; Eurotatoria; Adinetida; Adinetidae. The record is from the annotation of a GenBank genome assembly.
AUGGCUACCGCCGCUACAUCUCUUGCUGAUUUUCAUCAAAUGAUUAAAUUAUUUGGUACUGAUACAGAUGAAAUGACUAGUGGAACAACAGCAACGACAACAACAUCAUCAUCAACCGCAGCAGCAUUUGUAUCAACUGAUGAUCUUGAAGAUGACGAAGAAGAUGAUGAUGAUAAUGAUCAUGAAUUACAACUCGAUGAAGAAUCACCAAAUUCAAGUGGUGGUGAAGAAGAAAUAAUGUCACAUUCAUCCAUUGCAACAUCAUCAAUUCAAAUAAAUAAAGAUGAACAAUUAUCAACAAAACCUAUAUCAUCAGCAGCUGCUGCUGCACGUUUAUCACGUUUAGCAAAUCAACGUAUUGAUUCGAAUCGUUUUUUAAUAUGUUCAGGAACAAAUUCAUAUAAUACAAUACGUAAAACAAAACAUGAAGUAAGACGUUUUGCAUUAUAUUUAGAAGAUACAUUCGGUGAAACUUGUCCAAUUGAUGAAUUAAAAGCAGAACAAUUAUGCACUUAUUUAAAACAUUAUUUUGGUAAUGUACGUAAAGCUGAUAAUACGGAAUAUGAACCUGAUACAUUAAGAAGUUUUAUGUUAUCUAUUGAACGUUAUUUAAAAUCUCGAAAAUAUCCAUGUAAUAUACUUGAAUCACCUGUUUUUGCUCCAUGUCGAGAAGUUAUACAAGAAAAACGUGAUACUUGGGCAAAACCAAAUAAAAGUGUGUGCAAUUCUAAAGUCGAAGCAUUUACAUCUCAUCAUGAAACAUUAUUACGUAAAAUGAAUAUUAUAACACGUGAUACACCAGAUGGUUUAUUACUUGAAUUAUUAAUUAAUAAUUCAAAAUAUU